Gadus macrocephalus (Pacific cod) is the source of this 5661-nucleotide messenger RNA. RefSeq names its product solute carrier family 17 member 6b (gene slc17a6b). Bases 481 to 2229 code for a protein of 582 amino acids. The record is from RefSeq and is a predicted model, not a curated record. Gene Ontology annotation, biological process: regulation of synapse structure or activity; transmembrane transport; synaptic transmission, glutamatergic. Lineage: Eukaryota; Metazoa; Chordata; Actinopteri; Gadiformes; Gadidae. Gene Ontology annotation, cellular component: synaptic vesicle membrane; excitatory synapse. Gene Ontology annotation, molecular function: L-glutamate transmembrane transporter activity; neurotransmitter transmembrane transporter activity. The transcript is spliced from 12 exons.
CACAAACACCAGCGCGCAGCGUGAGGCGCGAGAUCCUACCCCUCUUUGAUUUAUCGAGGCAACUCCACACACCUCCUGGUGCCGUUUACCGUUUGAGGCUUUUCAUUAUUUAUUCAUCUAUACAUACUUUACUGUUGUGGGUCGCGUGAUAUAGAAAAUUCGCUCUUCUUCGACCCAUAUUUGUAUUUCUGCAGGUGCUUUGAGUUUCUUGGUAGUGAUGGAUGCGCGCGUGCCUCCUGUUCCCGAGCAGAGCGACGAGCGCGUUGCGACGGAAGAGUCGGAGCGCGACUGAUUUUUUAUCUUUAAAGCGUUCGUCCUGAGUGGAGCCUCGCCUGCAGUCGCUGGAGAGAAAAAACAGGUUAUAGCCUACUGAGAGAAUUCGCUUUGUUCGCCGCUCUGUUCGCUUUUUGUUGUUCGCGUAACAUUAUGCAUCAGAAUUAAAUAGUAUUGGAACAGAGGCCUACACGUUAAACACUGGAUAUGGAGUCCGUCAAGUCAAGAGCAACGGCGGGGGUCAAGGAAUUUGCCGGGAAGACAUUAGGUCAUAUGCACAGAGUGCUCGAGAAGAAACAGAAAACGGGAGAAGUCAUCGAGCUGACUGAGGAUGGGAGGCCCCAGGAGGCCCCUGAGAGGAAGCCCCCGCUGGUCGACUGCACGUGCUUCGGGCUGCCCCGCCGCUACAUCAUCGCGUUGAUGAGCGGCCUUGGGUUCUGCAUCUCCUUUGGGAUCCGCUGUAACCUGGGCGUGGCCAUCGUGGGCAUGGUCAACAACAGCACCGUGCACGAAAACGGGAAAAUCAUCAUCAAGGAGAAAGCAAAGUUCAACUGGGAUCCAGAGCAGGUCGGUUUGAUUCACGGAUCCUUUUUCUGGGGCUACAUCGUGACGCAGAUCCCCGGGGGGUAUAUAUCGUCGAAGCUGGCUGCUAGCAGGGUGUUUGGGGCAGCCAUCUUUCUGACCGCGACGCUCAACAUGUUCAUUCCCUCGGCUGCGCGGGUUCACUACGGGUGUGUCAUCUUUGUGAGGAUACUGCAAGGUCUGGUCGAGGGAGUGACCUACCCAGCCUGCCAUGGCAUAUGGAGUAAGUGGGCUCCUCCACUGGAGAGGAGUCGGCUAGCCACCACUUCCUUCUGUGGAUCUUAUGCUGGCGCUGUGAUCGCGAUGCCAUUGGCUGGGAUCCUGGUUCAGUAUUCCGGCUGGUCCUCUGUGUUCUAUGUCUACGGGGUCUUUGGGAUCAUCUGGUACAUGUUCUGGAUCCUGGUGUCCUACGAGAGUCCCGCCGUGCACCCCACCAUCACCGAGGAGGAGCGCUGCUACAUCGAGGAGAGCAUCGGGGAGACCGCUCAGCUGAUGGCCGCCGCCGAGAAAUUCAAAACUCCCUGGAGAAAGUUCUUUACCUCCAUGCCAGUCUACGCCAUCAUCGUUGCCAACUUCUGCAGGAGCUGGACCUUCUACCUUCUGCUCAUUAGCCAGCCAGCGUACUUUGAGGAGGUGUUUGGCUUUGAGAUCAGCAAGGUUGGCAUGCUGUCUGCCCUGCCCCACUUGGUGAUGACCAUCAUUGUGCCCAUCGGGGGACAGCUGGCCGACUACCUGCGCACCAGGAACAUCCUGUCCACCACCACUGUCAGGAAGAUCAUGAACUGUGGAGGGUUUGGGAUGGAGGCCACAUUGCUUCUGGUGGUUGGCUACUCUCACAGUAAAGGAGUGGCCAUCUCCUUCCUGGUGCUAGCAGUGGGCUUCAGUGGAUUUGCCAUAUCAGGUUUCAACGUGAACCACUUGGAUAUCGCUCCACGCUAUGCCAGCAUCCUCAUGGGCAUUUCUAAUGGCGUCGGCACUCUCUCUGGGAUGGUGUGUCCUAUAAUCGUUGGCACUCUGACAAAAAACAAGACCCGGGAGGAGUGGCAGUCCGUGUUCCUCAUCGCCGCCAUGGUGCACUACGGGGGAGUGAUUUUCUACGGGAUCUUCGCCUCGGGGGACAAGCAGCCGUGGGCCGACCCGGAGCUGACCAGCGAGGAGAAGUGCGGCUUCAUCGACGAGGACGAGCUGGCGGAGGAGACGGGAGACAUCAGCCAGGGCUACGGCGCACUGGGCGCCCCGGCCAAGACGUACGGCGCCACCACGCAGGUGAACGGCGGCUGGGCCUCGGGAUGGGAGAAGACGGAGGAGUACGUCCAGGAGGAGGCCGCCGAGGGGGGGUCCUACGGGUAUAGGCAGGAGCAGGGCUACUCCUAGACACCACACACGCACUCACACACGCAUACAAACACACACACACACACACACACACACACACACACACACACACACACACACACACACACACACACAGAUACACGCGCACACACACACACACACACACAAUGAUAUACACACACACACACACACACACAAUGAUAUUCACACAGACACACACACACAGAUACACGCACGCACACACACACACACACACACACACAAUGAUAUACAAACACACACACAGAAAUACACGCACACACACACACACACACACAUACACACAGACAUACGCGCACAGACAGAUACACUCAAAGACUCAAACACACUCAAAAAACAUGUGCACACACACACACACAGACAUACAAAUAUGCAGGCACACCAACACAUGUUCUCACAUGCACACAGUGACUAGCAGAGACAUGCGCGCACACACACACACACACACACACACAAACACACACACACACACACACACACACACACACACACAGACAGCCUCGUAUAAACACACACACUCAAAUGCACACAGACACAAAAAACACACACAUUUACACACACGCACACACACACACACACACACACACACACACACACACACACACACACACACACACAAACACACACAGACACACACAAUCACACGCAUUCACACACACAAACACACACGCACACACACAUUUACACGCACACAAACAAACACGCAUACACCAUCCACUUAAUACAUGUGUAGACUUAUUUUGCUCAUAGUGGAUCAUUUGGUGAUUUAAAAUAAUCUGUUAACCAAGAAACGUAAAAAAAAUUGAAAUUCAUUGUUGUAUGUUUGCACAAACUAAAGCAUAACUAAGAAAAAAGAAGAAAAACUAUUUAUGGUUCAUAGAAAAAACGAUGAAACGUGACCAAAUUGAAUAGAGGUGAAACACAUAUCAAAUUGACAGGCUAGAUGUAUUAGUAUGCAUAUGGAUUAUAGAUAUUCUUGUUUGGCGUGCAGUUGUGUGUAACCACGUGGGACACUUUCAACUCAUCAGCAGCAGGUUUCCAAUAGAGUUGAAGCCUCCGGGGAUCAUUUCAGUCCGUGCAUAUGACCCCAAUGUUACUUCUCACAAAUUGUUCCUAGGACAGCACAACUUUUCAACCAGCCAGCCAUGAACAGUAUACACCUCUGUCAGUGCACAACAUUGGAAGUCCUCAGUAAAGCAAACAAUCCAUUGACAUAGAUUAUACUGUACUGCUACUAAAUGCACUGAGGUGAUAUGUUGUUUCAAUGCACAAAUGCUUUGUUAUGGUUUCAUCGUGAGCUUGUGUGUGUUUGUUCAAUUGCCCUUAACACGUAAGUGACCUAGCAUGAUGAUGACGCUGACUUCAUGAGAGUAAAAUGUUCGCUGUGACAUUUUGGCUGACAUGCAUUGAAGGGAACAUCUUCAGAUUAGAAUCAAAUGUUAUUUGUGAUUUGUGAUUAGUUGUGUAACCCAUUACCUCAUUUUUAAAGCAUUUGAGACUACAAUUUGAGCAGUUGCAGCCUAUCACAUUUUAUCUGUAAAGUGCCGGAGUUAAGCCAUUAUUUUCAUUAUAUUGUAAUUGUUAUGUCUUUGGCCAUUUCAAAUCAAAUACUACCAAGAGCUCCUCAAGAAUUUCACUAAAUAUUUAUUGUAUAAAAUAUAUGGAUUGGAGCAGAAUUUAUGAAAUUAACAGAUAGUAUGAUUAUAAAAAUGAAAAUGCCAAUAGGGUUUGAAACACCACUGAUGAUAUAGAUUGAAGCCAGGCCGUGCAUUAUGGGCUGUGCAUUGCAGGGUUUGUGGUAAAGAAGAGAGUAAACCAAUCAGUAUCAAAGUCUAAUAAGAUAAUGACAGAUAACUGAACAUUUAUUAUUUAUAGAAAAUGUAAAAGAUGUUUAGGUUUCUAUAAAGGAAAUAAUGAGAAACUAAUUUAAACAAAACUUUAUUUUUUAUGCAAUUGAUUAUAUAUAGUAAAUAGUGCAAAGAUAAUACCUGAUGUUAUAUGGCAUUAUAUGAAAUACCAAGAUGACAAGUAGAAAUAUCUGAUGCUUUUGGUGUUAUCCUCUCGAUACUUUCGAGAGCUAUCGUUGGACCAGCUCUUCUGUAGAAGCAAACACAAUAAUCUAGAGGCUCUUUUACUUCCUGAUUCUGCACCAAUAACAGGUCUCAUGGGGACCAAGGCAACCAAUCAUGUCACUUCUCACGUGUCUGUGGAAGUCAGCACAAUAUAGAUGUGUGUGAAAUGUAUUUAUGCAUGGAGCAAUGUGUGAGUUUUUUAUGUCCUUACCUUAUUGUUUGACAAUUUAGUUGUGUCUUUGUCAUGCAAACUGUUACUGAUGUGUGAAUGUCUUUGCACAGUUAACCAAAGGGGAGUGUAGACUGGAGUUGGUUUAGGUGUCUGUCUUCUAUAGAGUUCUAUAGAGUAUCAAUAGAAGCCUCUGCUCUAGAGCUGAAAGUGGCACCGGAAAUUACUCAGUGUACAAAGCAAUAAAUCCUUAGUGGCAGCCACUGUCAAGUAUCAAAAUAACACCAAGACAGGAAUUAUUUAACAGCUUUUCUUUUGUUCAUAUAUUGACUUUCAAGUUGUGAUUUUGUGAUAAGAAAUGUAGAAAAUAAUGAAACAGUUACUUGUAAAAAAAAAAAAAUCUAAAUAUAUAUAUAUAUACAUACAUAUACAUAUAUAUAUAUAUAUAUAUAUAUAUAUAUAUAUAUAUAUAUAUAUAUACAUAUAUAUAUAUAGAAAGAGAGAGAGAGAGAGCAAGAACUAUUAGUACUAGAGUCCUACGCAAACCUCUUUGCCAUGUGAAAAAUGCAAGGAGUUAGUGAGAGGGCUACUCACCAAAUGAGAAUGAUAACCUGGCCUAGUCUGAGUGACGGCCGCCUCCUCUUCUCCAUAUCUCUAUUGUUGUGCAGUAUCCCCCCCUCCCCAGGGCUUCUUGUAGAGGAUGUGCCCCUCCCGCCUCCCACCCCCCUCCCCCCUCUCUCCUUCACUUCCUUCAGAUUCAACCACACUCUACAAUCCACCCCCCCCCCCCCCCAAACACACACACACUUAUAUUCUUCUUGUUCUCAUUUUGAGUUCGAUGGACAUGUGUUUUUCCUUCUGUGGCUGGACUCCUUGUUCCCUCACCCCUACAAAUACCUACAUGUUCCCCUGGCCAAAUGUGCUCUGGUCUGCUCCCAUGCUACUGUCACAUUGUUCCGUGGCGUUGUAAGGAACGUAUGUUAUUCAAAGUGAUUGCCUUUUUUGGGUUGAAAAAUGACAGAUGUGCAACAUGAAGUAACGGUUAAACUCUCCUGUUUUGUGCCUCUGAGUGAAGUUCCAGUGUGGUUCUAUGGCUUCUUUUGCUGUGUAAAUUGAGAGGUUUGUUGAUGUUAAAAUGAAAUACGCUAUAUCCUUUUUUUUUAUAUAUAAAAGAAAAGUAACCACAUUCAA